ACUUAAUCUACAUGUAAAUGUCCUUAAACUACAAAGACUAGAUAAUUAAGCAAACCAGUGGAUUUUAGCUUUGAACAUUUCCAUUCUCUGCGCGUCCAACUAACAGACGUCGCAUCCUUGGAAAAACGUGGGUCGACAUUCCAGGUGCGCUUUUACGCGCCGCGCCGACCGCUUCUACGCUUGUAGAGUGAAAACCGAGUCUGAUUGUGACAGAGAAAGGAAAUCAAGGAGGCCUGUUAUUUAGAAAACCGACUUGAAAUCCAUGAGGACAUACUUUCAGGAGGAACAACCGGUUGCUUAACAUAGUCUGGUGGUCCAUUCUCCAGUUUCCUUUCAAUUAUUGAACAGGUCAACAAAGCCAUGCCAGCAUAACUGCAGGAAGGGCGACAUGUGUCGACUUAAUUAAGGGGAACAUGUAGCAGACUUAGACAAAUGCAUAGUGAGCGAUCUGCCGAACAAAACUCUUUUUUAAGGUUAAUCUGUAUGCCUUACGUACAUGUAAUAUUCUCUGAGUUUGUUCUGUGGUAAAAUAGUUUGCGCAUUGUUUUCAUAGCCAAAUUCAUGGCCAUGUAGCAUUCUAUAGCAAGGUUCUAUACGCAAAUCAAAUCAUAAGUGCGCUAGGCCACAGAAAAUACCUUCAAAAUAUCUUGAGUGUUUGCCUUGUGUUUGCCUAUAGCCUAUCAUGAAAGUUUUCCCCCGUCAACCUCAAGCCUUCAUAUGAGUCUCACUCGUUGUCAAGGAGACUCCUUAGUCUACACACAGAUGCACCUGGGAAUGAUGCGUAGCUUGAGCACCUGCCACCCACUCGGAUGGCAACACAGGAGGACGAAACAUCCACUCCAGAGCUGGUAGACUCAGAAUGCCUCGCAGGAAAAACGACAUCGCAGUAAUAGACGAUGUGGGGAUGGAAAUAGAUGCUGUGCUGGACAGUGAUGAGGAUGAGAGCAUGACCAGGAGAUCCAGAGCCAACAGAAAGCCCAAACCACCUCCUCGCAGGAGGCAGGAGGACAGCGAGGAGGAGAGUGAGGAGGAGGAAGCUCCCAGGAAGAGGAAGCCCAAAAAGAAAGCCAAGCAGGAGAGCGAGGAGGAGGAGAGUGAGGACGAGAAGAAAGGUCGGAACCGGGGCGGCAAAAGGAACGUCGGCAGAAAGAAGAUGAAGGCAGAGGAGAGCGAGGAGGAGAACGAGGAGGAACGAGGGAACAAGAGGAAGGGAGGGAGAGGAGCCAGCAAACAGGAGAAACAGGAGCAGAACAAGGAGAAGAGAGAGGGGGGCAAGGGUGCAGGAAAAGGUGGCAAUGGCAAAGACAAGAAGAAGGGCAAGGACAGCAGUUCAUCGAACGACGACGAUAACGAUGAGGAAGAUGAGUCGAUGUCGGAGGGAGAGAUAGCCGCUCUGAAAGAGGAGGUGGAGGAAAAAAAGAAGACUAUCGCCACUCUGCGGAACAAGCCAUGGCGCAUGAAGAGGAAACUCAAGUGCCUGAAGGAGGCCCAGAGCUUUGUGGAGAAGUUUGAAGGAGCCCUGGGAAAAGGAAAAGGAAGGAAACUGUAUGCAUUCAAAGUCAUGAUGGCAAAGAAAUGGAUCAAGUUCAACAGAGACUUUGACAACUUCAAGACCGCCUGCAUUCCCUGGGAGAGGAAGAUCAAAGAAGUUGAAAGUCACUUUGGGUCCUCAGUGGCUUCUUACUUCAUCUUUCUCCGAUGGAUGUACGGCCUGAAUCUUAUACUUUUUGGCUUUGUGUUUGGACUAGUCGUUAUUCCAGAGGUCUUAAUGGGCCUGCCUUAUGGAUCUAUACCUCGAAAGACAGUCCCGCGAGCAGAUGAAGCCCGGGCUAUGGACUUCUCCGUCCUCUUUGAAUUUGGUGGUUAUUGUAAAUACUCUGUCCUGUUCUAUGGGUUCUACAAUGACAAGCGGACCAUAGGACUCCUACAGUUCAGGCUGCCCCUGUCCUAUCUCCUCGUUGGCGUUGGGAUAUUUGGGUAUAGCCUGAUGGUUGUCAUCAGAACCAUGGCGAAGAAUGCCAACGAGGGGGGAGACGGAGCAGAGGAUGGCGCUUUCACCUUCAGCUGGAAGCUCUUCACCAGCUGGGAUUACCUGAUCGGAAACCCGGAGACGGCCGACAACAAGUACGCCUCCAUCACCACCAGCUUUAAGGAGUCUAUAGUGGACUUGCAGGAACAGCAGAAGGAUGAGAACAUUCACCUGCGCAGGUUUCUCCGACUCUUAGCCAACGUGCUCAUCCUCUGCUCCCUCGCAGGAAGUGGCUACCUCAUCUACUUUGUGGUCAAGAGGUCACAGGAGUUUGCUGAUAAGGAGGAAGGGGAGCUGUCAUGGUUUGAGAAAAAUGAGGUGGAAUUUGUGAUGUCUCUCCUGGGUUUGGCUUGUCCACCGUUGUUUGAGACUAUUGGUGAGCUGGAAGACUAUCACCCUCGGAUUGCUUUGAAAUGGCAGCUGGGCAGAAUUUUUGCCCUCUUCCUGGGCAACCUCUACACCUUCCUGUUUGCUUUGUUUGAUGAAGUACAAGCUAAGCUGGAGAGUGAGAAAGACAUCAAGAAUGCUACGAUCUGGGCCAUCGAAGAAUACUAUGUCAAUUACUCCAUGCAUCACAACACUACGACUAACAUCCCUCCUCCAGACAUUGAUCCUGCCGACGUCAUCAGAGGCCCAUGCUGGGAAACUGGUGUUGGCAUUGAGUUUGUGAAGCUCACAGUCUCUGAUAUUCAGGUGUCAUACCUGACCAUCCUCAUUGGGGACUUCAUGAGGGCAGUGCUUGUACGUUUCCUCAACUACUGCUGGUGCUGGGACCUGGAGGCUGGAUUUCCAUCGUAUGCAGAAUUUGACAUCAGUGGCAAUGUGCUUGGGCUCAUUUUCAACCAGGGGAUGAUCUGGAUGGGAGCAUUCUAUGCCCCAGGCCUGGUUGGCAUCAACGUCCUUCGCCUCCUCAGCUCCAUGUACUACCAGUGCUGGGCGGUGAUGAGCUGCAACGUGCCCCAUGCCCGCGUGUUCAAAGCCUCCGGCUCCAACAACUUCUACAUGGGCCUCCUCCUGCUGGUGCUCUUCCUUAGCCUCAUGCCCGUCAUCUACACCAUCAUGACCCUCUCGCCCUCCUUCGACUGUGGACCCUUCAGUGGAAAUGAGAAGAUGUAUGAUGUGGUCAUUGACACGAUUGACCGGGACCUGCCUGAAUUUAUGGGAACCAUCUUCAGCUACGCAUCCAACCCUGGGCUCAUCAUGCCUGCUGUGCUGCUGAUGGUUUUGGCAAUCUAUUACCUGAAUGCUGUGUCAAAAGCUUACCAGCAAGCUAACUUGGACCUAAAGAAAAAGAUGCAAAUGGCCAGAGAUGAGGAGAAGAAUCGCAGGAAUAAUAAGGCCAGUACCAACCAGGUGAUGAAGGACCUGGAGGACCUCAUGCCCAACAAGUCACUUAUUCCGCCACCUGAACCAGAGAAGCCAGCAGAACCCAUUAAAGAACAAGCUAAAGGCAAGUCACCAAAGUUGUCAGGGAAACCAGGUGCAGCAGGAGUGAACUUGCAAAAAGACGUCUCAUUGGCUGCCGCAAACCCCCGUGGGCCAAUCACCCACCCUCCAGCUCCCAGGGGUCCACUACCAGGCAAUCCUAGAGGUCCUAACCCCGGACCAGGAAGAGGGCGGGGAAGAGGAGGCCCUCCCAGACACUAGUUUUAGUAACUUUAACUAACGCUUACAGAUGUGAUAUAUAUGCACUGCAAACACACAAACUGUCUCAAGCUCCUGAUGGGAUGUAUUUCAUAUUGGUACCUUGAACCAAG
Messenger RNA from Alosa alosa (allis shad), 3786 nucleotides. It is a transcript of the gene tmc2b, whose product is annotated as transmembrane channel-like 2b. The record is from RefSeq and is a predicted model, not a curated record. Gene Ontology annotation, biological process: vestibular reflex; detection of mechanical stimulus involved in sensory perception of sound. The coding region runs from base 860 to 3676 and encodes 938 amino acids. Lineage: Eukaryota; Metazoa; Chordata; Actinopteri; Clupeiformes; Clupeidae. The transcript is spliced from 20 exons. Gene Ontology annotation, molecular function: mechanosensitive monoatomic ion channel activity. Gene Ontology annotation, cellular component: plasma membrane.